AUGGUUUCUUCAGGUGAUGAGAAUCACUCGUACAAGGGUGCUCCGUUUCUUGUUGACAAGGGUUGUUCGAUCCAAGCUGUUAUAGACCUCCCGGAAAACGACGCUGUAUUCAUGAAGUAUCUUGAUGCUUAUGCUAGAAAUUUCGACAUUGAAGCCGAAAACUCCGUCUUGAAGCAUACUGGACCUGGAAUCUUGAGCAUGAUUGGCAAAAACCGGUUGUUCAUUUCCACCAAAAAGGUACCGAGGUUAAAAUACAAGUAUGUUGUGUUUGGACAAGUAAUCCAAGGUAUGAAGCUUGUGAGGGUAAUUGAGUCUCAGCCCAGUUUCUCUUACGGUCCGUCUGCUCCCAAGAAAGACUGUAGAAUAUAUGCAUGCGGACAACUCCCAAUGGAGACUACAAUGUAA
This is a messenger RNA of Microthlaspi erraticum, 405 nucleotides long. Lineage: Eukaryota; Viridiplantae; Streptophyta; Magnoliopsida; Brassicales; Brassicaceae. The record is from the annotation of a GenBank genome assembly.